UAAGAGGACCAUCUCCAUGCAAUCCAAACUUUGUAAAAGACCCAUGUGCCCUCAAGAUAUUUCUAUUUAAGGGACCAUCUCCUUGCAAUCCCUGCAACCGCUCCCACAAAAAUGGCAUCACUUCCCCAAUGGUUGGAGAAGCCUUCCUUCCUAGGAUUUAUUUUCUUUUCUCUCUCUUCAAUACUCUUGUUUCUCUCUCUAACUCGGAGUAAGAGAGAGAAAGGCACCACCCCAAAAGCCAAGCUGCCUCCUGGACCCCCUAAGCUCCCCUUAAUAGGCAACCUGCACCAACUAUCAAAGCUUGCACAUCGCUCUCUUAGAGACCUAGCCCUAAAGUAUGGUCCUCUCAUGUUCUUGCAGCUAGGUCAAGUCCCAACCCUUGUGGUGUCUUCUCCUGCCAUGGCCAAGGCAGUCAUGAAAACCCAUGAUCUCUCUUUUGCAAGCAGACCUCAGGUCAACUCUGCGAAGCAUAUUCUCUACAACAGUACUGACAUAGCUUUCUCUCCCUAUGGCUCCUACUGGAGAAAUAUGAGAAAGAUCUGUAUCCUGGAGUUGCUCAGCGUCAAGAGAGUGGAGUCGUUCCGGUUCGUGAGAAUGGAGGAAGUCGCGCGCAUGGUGGAAACGAUCGAGAGAUCGAAGGGUGCCGUUAACCUUAGCCAACUCUUCCUCUCUCUCACCAACAAUAUAAUUGGUAGGGUCGCCUUCGGCAAGAGCUAUGACAAGUUCUAUGAGGUACUAAAUGAGGUACAGAUUCUAUUGGGAGGAUUCAGUCUUGGUGAUCAAUUCCCAUCGUUGGACUGGAUCGACGUGCUUACUGGAAUUCGGGCACGCCAGAAGAAGACUUUCAGGACAUUGGAUGCUUUUAUGGAGAUGGUGAUAGAGGACCACCUUGAUCCUUACACCAGACCUUCAAACGAUGAACAUAAGGACUUCGUCGAUGUUUUGCUGGAAGUGCAGAAGCGAGCUGAUCUCGAUUUCCCUUUCACUCGGGACAACCUUAAAGCCGUCAUCUUGGACAUGUUUGGGGCUGGAACUGAGACCACUGCGACAGUCCUAGAGUGGACGAUGACAGAGUUAAUGAAGAACCCCAAUGUGAUGAAGAAAGCCCAAGACGAAGUACGAAAGAUCGCCAAUGGCCGACAAACUAUCGGCGAGAACGACCUUCCCGAGCUCGAGUACUUGAAGCUCGUGAUGAAGGAGAGCAUGAGACUGCACGCACCAGUCCCCCUGCUCCUGCCACGAGAGUCUCUAGAGAAAUGCAGCAUCAAUGGCUAUGAAAUACCUAAAGGGACUAAGGUGAUCAUCAAUGCAUGGGCGAUAAGCCGGCACGCCGAGACUUGGGCGAGCCCGGAGGAGUUCAGACCCGAAAGGUUUAUCGAGUCUUCCAUAGAUUAUAAGGGUCAGGAUUUCGAGUUUAUUCCUUUUGGGGCAGGUAGGAGAGGGUGUCCUGGCAUAGCUUUUGGUGUGGCCUCUCUUGAGCUUGCUCUCGCCAACCUUUUGCUUCAUUUUGACUGGGAAUUGCCUCAUGGGAUGAGCCCAAAUGACAUGGACAUGGCUGAGAUAUUUGGGCUCACCAUGCACAGGAAAGUUCCUCUCUCUCUUAUCGCUAUCCCUCACCGCCAAUUUCUCUGAGUUAGUUAUCAUCAUCAUCCAACCUUUAUUUCAAUUAUUUAGGGCGGGCUACAUGAAUUUUGUUCUCACGCUUGUGUGUUCAAAUCCGUAUUUUGAUUAUUUUGGAAGAGAUCCAUGAAUCUUGUUUUUUCGCUUGUGCGAAUUCAUAUUUUUAUUUUAAUUAUUUAGGAUGAGCUACAUGAAUCUUGUUCCUUCCGUUAUGUGUUCAGAAUCAAUACUAUUAGAUAUUUAACCCUAGAAAUGUAAUAAAAAGUUCAGUAGUAAAAUAUGUGGGUUGUUUCA
Molecule: messenger RNA, 1914 nt
Organism: Amborella trichopoda
Lineage: Eukaryota; Viridiplantae; Streptophyta; Magnoliopsida; Amborellales; Amborellaceae
Product: cytochrome P450 71AP13
Molecular function (GO): iron ion binding; monooxygenase activity; heme binding
Source: RefSeq, a predicted model, not a curated record